Microdochium trichocladiopsis is the source of this 1266-nucleotide messenger RNA. RefSeq names its product pyridoxal phosphate-dependent transferase. The record is from RefSeq and is a predicted model, not a curated record. Lineage: Eukaryota; Fungi; Ascomycota; Sordariomycetes; Xylariales; Microdochiaceae. Gene Ontology annotation, molecular function: pyridoxal phosphate binding; carbon-sulfur lyase activity. Bases 1 to 1266 code for a protein of 421 amino acids. Gene Ontology annotation, cellular component: cytoplasm. The transcript is spliced from 2 exons. Gene Ontology annotation, biological process: transsulfuration.
AUGGGGCGGCAGCAGCAGCAGCAACACUCACAUCUCCAGGGCCUGUCGUUUGCGGCCCGGACGAUCCACGCGGGCGACCACCUCAACUCGCACCACGCGGUGGCGCCGCCGAUGCACGUCUCCACGACGUUCCGGUAUAGCGAUGACCCGGACAAGCUGUCGAGCUGGGUGAACGUCAAUCCCGCAAACCCGCACGACUCGCACGUCUACUCGCGCGACUCGGCGCCAAACAGCACGCGCCUCGAGGCGGUACUCACGUCCAUCCUUCAGGGGCCCUCGCUGACCUACGCGUCCGGCCUGGCCGCGUUCCAUGCGAUGCUCGUGUACCUGAACCCGCGCCGCGUGGCCAUCGGCGGGGGCUACCACGGCUGCCACGGCGUCCUCAAGGUCCUGACUAAGCUCAACGGGCUGGAGCAGCUCGACCUCGACUGCCCGGACGAGAUGCUGCGGCCGGGGGACGUGAUCCACGUCGAGACGCCGCUUAACCCGACGGGAGAGGCGCGCGACCUCGAGUUCUACGCGGCCAAGGCGAGGCGCGCGGGCGCGUACUUGACCGUGGACGCGACUUUCGCGCCGCCGCCGCUGCUCGACCCACUGCGCUGGGGCGCCGACGUGGUCAUGCACAGCGGGACAAAGUACUUUGGCGGCCACUCGGACAUGCUGUGCGGCGUGCUGACGGUGAACCCCAAGCACGCGGACAAGUGGCUGCCGGGGCUGAGGGAGGAGAGGCUCGUCCUGGGCGCAGUCAUGGGCAGCCUCGAAGGCUGGCUCGGCGUGAGGAGCCUGCGGACGCUCGAGAUCCGAGUGCGCAAGCAGAGCGAGGAUGCGACGGCGCUGGUGGCGUGGCUCGCUGCCCGGUGCGCUCAAGGCAACAACAACAACAAGGAAGCAACUAACGCGGGUUCUUCGUCGUCGGCAGACGAUGCCAUACGCAGGAUGGUUGCGGGCGUCAAGCAUGCCUCGCUCCAGCCCGAGGCCAAGGAUCCCGAGUCCUGGCUGGCCAGGCAGAUGCCUCGGGGCUACGGCGGCGUCUUUUCCAUCCUGCUCAAGGACACGGAGUGCGCGAGGCGGCUGCCGAGCAAGCUCCGCCUGUUUGACCAUGCCACGAGCCUGGGCGGCGUCGAGAGCUUGAUCGAGUGGCGGGCAAUGACGGACAAGACGGUCGACCCGCGGCUGCUGCGUGUCAGCAUCGGCCUUGAGGGCUGGGAAGACCUCCGUGACGACCUCGUGCAGGGACUUCAGGCGCUGAUUGCCGAGGGGAGGUGA